CUUCCUUCUCUAAUUCUAGCUCUCUACGCUUCUAAUUUUAUCUCAUCACUCUCUCUCUCUGUCUCUUAAUUCACUCAUCUAUGGCGGAAGACGGCAAAAAGCCAGUUUCUGAGGAAGCUGAGAAGCCAGUUGCUGAAGCUUCCGUUGUUGAAGAAGUUGUGGCUGUGGCUGAGGUGACAGCGCCGCCGCCUGCGGUUCCGGAAGCGGAGGAAGCGGCGGAGAAGCUGAAGGAGGAGGAGGUGGUGGUGGAGAAGCUGGAGGAGGAGGUGGCGGCGGCUGAGGAGGAGAAGCCCAAGGUGGUGGAGGAGGGGGAGAAGAUGACUGAGUCGGUGUCGUUCAAGGAGGAGAGCAACGUUGUAGGUGAUCUUCCGGAGAGUCAGAGGAAGGCUCUGGAGGAGCUGAAAGUGCUGGUCCGGGAGGCGCUGGAGAAGCACGAGUUCACAGCUCCCCCUCCUCCACCGCCGCCGCCGGCCAAGGAGGAGGAAAAGGCUCCUGCAACUGAGGAAGAGCCCAAAACCGAGGCACCGGCGGAACCAGCGCCGGAGGUUGUGUGUCCACCACCGGUGGAAGAAUCAGAGAAGAAGGAAGAGAAGGAAGAAGAGAAGAAAGAGGAAGAGAAGAAAGAAGAAAAGAAAGAAGAAGAGAAGGUUGCGCCGCCGGAACCAGCUGAGCCAGUGGUAGUUGCUGAGGUGGUGGAGACAGUUACUGCCGUCGUGGUCGACGAGGACGGUACCAAAACCGUUGAAGCAAUCGAAGAGACCAUAGUGGUCGCACCUCCCGCUCCUCCAGCAGAGGAGGCCGUAGCCGUCGUCGAGGAGGUCACUCCUCCACCUCCGUCCGAGGAAGUGCCCCCGCCGCCACCACCACCGCCGGAGGAGGUAGAGAUCUGGGGAAUCAAGCUCUUCGAUGACGACAGGACCGAUGUCGUCCUCCUAAAAUUCCUCCGUGCCCGAGAUUUCAAGCCUAAAGAAGCCUUAACCAUGUUGAAGAACACUGUGCUAUGGCGAAAAAGCUUUGGAAUCGAAACUCUUCUGGGAGAUGACCUCGGAACCCACCUGGAGAGCGUGGUGUUCAUGGAGGGAUCCGGAAAAGAAGGCCACCCGGUGUGCUACAACGCAUACGGAAAAUUCCUGAACAAGGAACUGUAUCAAAACACCUUCUCUGAUGAGGAGAAGAGGCAGAACUUCCUCCGAUGGCGGAUUCAGUUCUUGGAGAAGAGCAUAAGGAAGCUGGACUUCAGUCCCAAUGGCAUCAACACUAUCAUUCAGGUCAACGAUCUCAAGAACUCCCCAGGACCAUUCAAGAGGGAGCUCCGACAAUCCACCAACCAGGCCCUCCACUUGCUCCAAGACAAUUAUCCCGAGUUUGUUGCCAAACAGAUCUUUAUCAAUGUUCCAUGGUGGUACUUGGCCUUCAAUAGAAUGAUCAGUCCUUUCCUGACUCAAAGGACAAAGAGCAAGUUUGUAUUUGCAGGGCCAUCAAAAUCCGCUGAAACCCUUUUCAAAUAUAUUGCACCUGAGCAAGUCCCAGUGCAAUAUGGUGGACUGAAAAGGGAUGGUGACACUGAAUUCUCCAUCUGCGACCCUGUUACAUUGGUCACCAUCAAACCGGGAUGCAAACAUGUUAUUGAAUUCCCAUACUCUGAGCCAUGCCAGCUAAUUUGGGAACUUCGCGUUAUCGGAUGGGAUGUGACCUAUGGAGCUGAGUUUGUGCCGACUGUCGAGGAGGGGUACACCGUAAUCGUCCAGAAAGCAAGGAAAAUUGCCCCAACCGAUGAACCAGUGAUCAGCAACAGCUUCAAAAUUGGGGAACCAGGCAAGGUCAUUCUCACCAUCGACAAUCAGACCUCCAAGAAGAAGAAGCUCCUCUACAGGUCCAAGACUCAACCUUGUGACUAAGCUAUUCAGAAUCAACGCCUUCAUUGAAAAAGCCUCUGAUCUCAAUAGCAAAAUAAGAAGGGUUCUUUUGUUUUAAGAAAAGGGGUUUUCUUUUUUUCUUUUUUCUUUUGUUUAAAUUUACAUUUAAUUUUAAAAUUUAAAGUUUGGGGGAUUUUUAUUUAUAUUUUUUGUUCUUUGGGUUUUUGGGUGUGGCAUUGUUGGAAAAACAAAACAUUUACUGGUGAAGACAAUCUGGGAUGCAAGGGAUGGAGAUGCUUGUUGACUGUGGACUGGACAGAAACCAUUGUUGUUGCUACUCACCACCUGUAAAAUUUGUGUAAAUUUAAUGGUGUCGUCUUACUUUAUGUUAUAUUUCUCCGACAUUUAUAAGUCAUUGUUCAUUUGUCAUUUGUCAUUAAAUAUGUUCAUUUGCUCUAUAGUUUAUAUAAACUUGAGUUUAAGCUC
Molecule: messenger RNA, 2342 nt
Organism: Vitis riparia (riverbank grape)
Lineage: Eukaryota; Viridiplantae; Streptophyta; Magnoliopsida; Vitales; Vitaceae
Product: patellin-3-like
Exons: 4
Coding region: 81-1898 (605 amino acids)
Molecular function (GO): lipid binding
Source: RefSeq, a predicted model, not a curated record